AUGGUGCUGAAUAUCAUUCUAUAUGCCCUGCUAGGCACGUCUUUCGUCUUCGCGAUCGUGGAGCUGGGUCUCUCGGCCUUUGUUGUUUCAGCCGUAGAGCACACCGAAUAUGAUACCUGGGGCGGUUAUGUCAAAGUGAAGGCCCCAGCCAUCGUCGGCUUCAUGGUCUUCGCCUCGCUUUGGACCAUGCUCAUCGCCGUGGCGGCUCUUGUAUUGCCUUGGUACUACACUCGCAAGGGCUCGGUCACCCCAAAGCUCAAUACGGUGCUGGCUGCAUCCUUUGUGGCCGGUUACUUUGUGACAAUGGUGUUUUGGCUCGCAGCAUUCGCCGACCUUGCUACCUAUCUGGACUACGUAUCAAACGAAUAUUAUAAUGCCAUGAUUGCCUUUGCUGUGCUUCUCUGGUUCGUCUCCCGAGUCCUAGUAUACGUGACCAUGCUGAUAUAUAGCCCCAUACAUAGGAUCCUCUUCAUUGCUCUUCUUGUUUUCACAAUUCUGGCUAUGUGUGGUGUCAUGAACUCUGAGUGGGCUGGCUAUCGACCAGUGAGGAACAAGGCAAACGCACCUGUUGAACCUGCCCAUGAUCUCCCAAUGAGUACGUACCCCGUGACUUCUCUUCAUGCCGUGAUGCUCAAGUCUAACAUAACCAGCCGAACAACCGAUCGCUUAAUCUAUUAUUGCCUUUCCACGCUUCCAGUCUUGAGUCGAACGGCGAAAUUGACAUAUGUCAUCAGCCUCUCCAGGCCCUGGAGGUUCCCAGUCCAGCUUCAGCGUCAAGUCUGA
Molecule: messenger RNA, 783 nt
Organism: Penicillium salamii
Lineage: Eukaryota; Fungi; Ascomycota; Eurotiomycetes; Eurotiales; Aspergillaceae
Source: the annotation of a GenBank genome assembly